AUCUGAAUCUUCAGAUAAAGACGUUGUAUUUUGUCUGUAUGAAAUAUAGACUUUUGAAACAUAUGACAGCAUAUUAUUUCUAAAUUAUUAUGAAUUUAUAUUUUUUAGGGGGACAACUCAAUAAUUAAGGCGAUUUUAGGGGUUUUUGACACAAACUUAGGGAUAAAUAUUUUGGAGAGUUGGUAACACUGCUGUUGUGUGACUGACUGUGACUAUAAUUGACUCUAUAGUGAUCUGUGCUUUAUGACAAAUUGAUAAAAUAAUAAAGAACGGUUUGUGAAAAAGAUUACCGAUUAAAACAAAGCAAAUAAUUGAUAAAUGCACAAAGGAAAAUAAUGCGUCCAUGUUGUUCUUUACAGUAAAAAAAGAACUUUACAAUAGUAUCGUUCGGUAUUAUAUUGCGACUUGAUAGUAUCAUAUUAAUCUGUGAGCUUGAGUGUGUCGUGAUCGCAGAUCGCAGUGCCACCGCCAGGUCCGACCGCCGCUGCACCAUGGGCAUCUUCGGGACGUCGUCGCCGUUCGACCAGGACGUGGAGCGCGCCACCAGCGAGACCAGCACCAGCGAGGAAUGGGGGCUCAUCCUCGAGAUCUGCGACCGCGCGGGCGCCAGCGCCGCCGCCGCGCGCGACUGCCUGCGCGCCGUGCUGCGCCGCCUGGCGCACGCCGACCCGCACGUGCAGGUGCACGCCGCCACGCUGCUGGACGCGUGCGUGGCCAACUGCGGCCGCGCUUUCCACCUGGAGGUGGCCUCGCGCGACUUCGAGGCCGAGUUCCGGCGCCUGCUGGCGCGCGCGCAGCCGCCCGUGCGCGCCCGCCUGCGCGCGCUGCUGCGCAAGUGGGCCGACGGCGAGUUCCGCGACGACCCGCAGCUCGACCUCAUCCCCUCGCUGCACGCCAAGCUGGCGGCCGAGGACGGCGCCGCCCCCGCCGCGCCCGCCGCGCCCGCCGCGCCCGCCGCGCCCGCCGCCGCCGAGCGCCGCGAGCAGGAGGAGCUGGAGCGCGCCAUCGCGCUGUCGCUGCGCGAGGCGGGCGCGGGCGCGGGCGGCGGCGGCCUGUACCCGCGCGUGGACGCGCCCGCCCCCGCGCCCGCGCCCGCACCCGCGCCCGCGCCCGCCGCCGCCCCCGUCUCGCGCACCGUGCGCGCGCUCUACGACUUCGAGGCGGCCGAGGACAACGAGCUGACGUUCGCCGCCGGCGAGCUGGUGCACGUGACGGAGUGCAGCGACCCCAACUGGUGGAAGGGGCACACGGAGCGCGGGGAGGGGCUGUUCCCCGCCAACUUCGUGACGGCGGAGCUGAGCGAGCCGGCCGCCGCCGCGCCGCCGGGCCGCAGCGUGACGUUCGAGGAGCCGGCGCCCGAGCCCGUCGGCAUCGACGAGGCGGCCGUGGACGCGGCGCUGGGCGCGCUGCACGAGGCGGACCCGGCGGGGCGCGACGCGGACGGGCUGGCGGCGCUGGAGGCGCGCGCGGCGGCCGUGGGCCCGCUGGUGGACGCGGCGCUGGAGCGCGCCGACCGGCGGCACGCGCGCCUCACGCAGCUCAGCGCCGACCUGGUGGACGCGCUCAACCUGUACCACGAGCUGAUGCGCGAGCCGCCGCGCGCCGUGUACGCGCCCGCCGCGCUGCACUACCUGCCGCCCGGCGCGAUGCCGCCCGGGGCGCUGCCGCCCGGCGUGUUGCCGCCCGGCGCGCUGCCGCCCGGCGUCGUGCCGCCCGGCGCGCUGCCGCCCGGCGUGAUGCCGCCCGGCGCGCUGCCGCCCAGGUGCUGAGCGUCGCCCCGCCGCCCCGCCGCCCCGUCGCCUCGAGUUCUCUAUUCUCAAGAAUGUUAAUAUGUAUUAUAACUAUUGUUAAAAUUGAUAUUGUCUAAAUUAAUAUAUUAUUAUAAAUUAUUGUAUAAACUUAGAAAUACUA
Molecule: messenger RNA, 1911 nt
Organism: Bicyclus anynana (squinting bush brown)
Lineage: Eukaryota; Metazoa; Arthropoda; Insecta; Lepidoptera; Nymphalidae
Gene: Stam
Product: signal transducing adapter molecule 1
Exons: 4
Coding region: 492-1769 (425 amino acids)
Biological process (GO): protein transport to vacuole involved in ubiquitin-dependent protein catabolic process via the multivesicular body sorting pathway
Cellular component (GO): ESCRT-0 complex
Molecular function (GO): phosphatidylinositol binding; ubiquitin binding
Source: RefSeq, a predicted model, not a curated record